Sus scrofa (pig) is the source of this 2183-nucleotide messenger RNA. RefSeq names its product calcium binding tyrosine phosphorylation regulated (gene CABYR). The record is from RefSeq and is marked validated. Gene Ontology annotation, cellular component: sperm fibrous sheath; cytoplasm. Gene Ontology annotation, biological process: sperm capacitation. Gene Ontology annotation, molecular function: calcium ion binding. Lineage: Eukaryota; Metazoa; Chordata; Mammalia; Artiodactyla; Suidae.
CUGCGAGGAAGCUCAUUAGAGCGUAGCCGGAAAGGAGAAGUUGAGAUUACAAACAUCUUGCUAGAAUGAUUUCUUCAAAGCCCAGACUUGUCAUACCUUAUGGCCUCAAGACUCUGCUUGAGGGAGUUAGCAGAGCCAUUCUCAAAACCAAUCCACCAAACAUCACCCAGUUUGCAGCAGUUUAUUUCAAAGAACUUAUUGUAUUUAGAGAAGGAAAUAAUUCUCUGGAUAUAAAAGAUCUGGUUAAACAAUUUCAUCAGACUAAAGUGGAGAAGUGGUCAGAAGGAAGGGCACAAGAGAAGAAACUAGAAGGUGUGAAAGAACCAGAAAGAACACCUGUGGUUUCCCAGGAACCUAAACGGAUGGAAAAAUCUACGGACACAGAGGAGGACAACAUCACAUUACCGCAGUUUAGCAACAAAACCACUCAGUUCCCAUCAGUUCACGCUGAGCUGCUCUCAGACCCUGAGGACGCGACAGAAGUAGCUCACGGUCCUUCGAAACCGACCACCCCGAAGAAUGCCACCCCACCCUCAUCACCGCCGCCAGCAGCCGUGUCACCUGAGUUUGCCUAUGUCCCCGCUGACCCGGCUCAGUUUGCUGCCCAGAUGUUAGGUAAUGUUUCACCUGUUCAUUCUGAUCAAUCUGACAUUUUAAUGGUGGAUGUGGCAACAAGUAUGCCUGUUCUUUCCGAGGAGAUGCUGAGCUCAGAGGUUGCUGAAGAUACCGUGGUGGCCACUCCUACUGUGUACUCUCGAGGGAUGGUGGCGCUGCAGGUUCUGAGCCAAACAUCUGUCCGUGUAGAUUUGGGUUCUGACACUACAGACGAUAAGGCUGAAUCACCAACGGCUUCCUCCUUCCCCUUGCAGGUUGAACAAGAACCUCCUGUUUAUGAUCAAGCUCCUGAGGUCCCUUUGCAGGCUGACAUUGAGGUGACAUCCACCAUGCACAUAGCAUCUAUCUAUAAGGAUGAGCCUGUGAUCGAAGGAGUUCCUUAUGUCGAGCAAACACCAGAACACAUAGUUACCCCUUUUUCUGAUCACGUGGCUCGUCCAAAAGGAAACGAGCAGUCACCACCUCUCAGUCCCAUACUUGCAGUAGGCAAGACAGCCUCGGGUGUGUCUGAAAAAUCUUGGGGUUCCACAAAAUUUGUGCAGUUGGAGAGCGCCAAAGAUGACUCCUCAGUGGAGUCAUACGUGGAGGCAGACGGCGCUACUAAAGCAGUGAGCGCUGAGAACUCCAUGCACCUGGAAGUGGAGAUCUCUGCGCUCGUCCCUGGCAGCACCGGGCAGGAGGAGUCGUGGGCCAACCCCGCAGCCCAGGAGACGGAGGUCAAACCUGCGUUCUCGGGGGAGCUGCCGCAGUAGUGCACUCAGGCGCAUCUGUAAGAUCAUCUAGUGGCCCCCGCCUUCCUGUUCCCGAAGGGCUUAAUGAACCAGAAAUGGAACCAGAAUGGGAGGCAGCACCUGGACAAGGUUUGAUGGAGCCAGCAAUAGCAGCAGGCGAAGCAGGACAGCCACCACCAUAUUCUAACACGUGGACCCUUUAUUGUCUAACUGACAUGAAUCAGCCAAGUCGCCCUUCACCGCCACCUGCACCUGGGCCUUUCCCCCACGCAGCCCUCUAUUUAUCUAACUCUAAGGAUCCACAGUUUCUGCAGCAUCCACCGAAAGUUACUUCUCCAACUUAUGUGAUGGUGGACGACAGCAAGAAGACCGGUGCCCCGCCCUUUAUUUUGGUAGGCUCCACCGUUCAGGAGGCACAGGAUUGGAAACCUGUCCCUGGACAUGCUAUUGGUUCUCAGCCAGAUGCCUUGAAGAGAUACGCUGCAGUACAAGUGCCCAUUGCUGUUCCUGCAGAUCCGAAAUUCCAGAAACAUACCCCAAACUCCCAGAAUGCUAGUCCUCCUCCAAGUGGACACGAUGUCCCCAGACCACAAAGCCCAGUUUUCCUUUCUGUUGCUUUCCCGGUAGAAGAUGUAGCCAAAAAGGGUUCAGGAUCUGGUGACAAACGUACUCCCUUUGGAAGUUACGGUAUUGCUGGAGAAAUAACCGUGACUACUGCUCAUGUUCGCAGAGCAGAAACAUAAAACUGGCAGAUGCCGAACACGACACUGUUUGAGUCGACGUUCAAGGUGGAGUUCGCCACCAAGCGUAAUAUAUCAAUAAACUUCAUGCAAGCAU